AAACCGGCAAAAUUGAAUUGUUGAUUGCCUUAAAUUUGAUGAAAUCGCUGAUAUAAAAGGAUUUGAGCCAACGAAAGGGCACAGAGUUUUCACGGAGUUGAACGACAUGGAAGCAAAUAAUAAUAAACGCUAGACAACUUCAGUUGAGACCUGUGCCUCGUAUUCAUUUAUAGCUCUUGUGGCUCUGCCACAGCUACAGUGAAAACUCUAGCCAUGCUGAGGUUCGAAUUCUAUCGCCGUUAAAGAGUCGGACUGUCUUCGCAAUUAUCAUCAACGGAAGUCGUCUGAAAAUGUCUACUCAUCACGAGGAAAGCUUAUCUGAACCUGGAGCAGUCGGAGGUGACAAGCGAAUUCGUCAACCUACCAAUAAGGGAUUACAAUGGCAGUUAGAAGUGAAGGAAAAGAAAUAGAAAAGCUGCAUUACUUCAUGGAGAAGAUCAUCAACGAAAUUAAGGGCUCUUCUUACUGAUGAAGAUGCAGAAGUUAAUGCCAUAAAAUCCCACAGAGAUGCUCUGCAGGCAAUUACGGAUGAUGCUAUAACAGCUCAAGAAGAAUUUUCUACAGCUGCAAAGAUGCUUUCUAAAGAGGAAAAUAGUGAAGCAAAACUUGAUGAGCUAGAGGAAGAACAUUCAGUUCUAAUGAAACAAACGUACAACCGAGUGAGAGCCACCCAAGGAAGUUUGAGAUUGUCUACGUCAAGUUCUUCAUCGAAACGUCGAUGUCAACAAUGGCUUGAUCAACAGUUACAACCCAACAAUACAGAUGACGUUCAAAGUGAUAAAGUACGUCAAGAAAACAGGGUUGAAAAGAAAGUCAAUGCUGACAAACCAAUUCCAAACGAAGAUCUCAGACCUAGACAACAACAAACAUUUGAGGAGCCUGCAAAUCCUGUGCAAGAGCCUCAUCAAGACCCAGAAUUCCUCACAUCAUGUCUGAUUGACCAGAUGCGACUCAAUCGACUCCCUAUUCCAGAGCCACCAGUCUUUGAUGGAAGCCCCCUACAGUAUCCGGCUUGGAAGAGAGCUUAUGACAUGCUCAUUGAAAGGAAAGGAAUCAUGCCAGAAGACAAGUUUUACUACUUGUUGAAAUACCUAAAGGGCCGUCCCUUUGAGUUAGUUCAGGGAUACUCACUCCUUAGUGACGACCAUGCUUACACAAUCGCAAGACAGGAAUUGGACAAACGUUAUGGAGACACGUUUGUCUUGUCCAAUGCAUUUCGAGACAAGCUAGAUGCAUGGCCUAAGAUAGGUGCAAGGGACUCAGAUGGCCUGCGAAGAUAUGGCGAUUUUCUACGUCAGUGUUUUGCUGCAUCUCAGGUUGUACAUCAUUUGAAACACCUAGACGAUGAGAGGGAGAACAGAAAGCUAUUGUCAAAGCUUCCAGACUGGCUCACGCAUAGAUGGGGUCGGAAGGUUGUUCAAUGGAGAAGAGAUACAAACUCAUUCCCUCCAUUCCCUGUCUUUGUGAACUUUAUCGUAGAAGAAGCAGAGGUAGCAAGUGUAUCAGUAACGUCUGUUCAGGAAAGGAAGCCAUCGUCUAAAGCUAGGACUCUAUCUACUGGCAUACAGAAGAAAGAUGAAGGAAACAAGAAGAAACUCGGCUGUCUUUUUUGCAAAGGACAGCACCGUCUGGCAGAGUGUACUUCUUUCGCAUCACAGCCUAUGGAAGAGAAGAGAAAAUUUGUCCACAAAUGUAAUCUGUGCUUCGGAUGUCUUAAGCCUGGUCAUAGAUCGAAGGAAUGUCGCUAUAAGAGCACUUGUUCGAGGUGUAAGAAAAGACAUCCUACAGCACUUCAUGAUGAUAAUUGGAGUAGUAAGCGGCAAUCUAAGGAAGAUGACUCUCUACAUGAGACAGAGGAAUCUCAUUCAUCCCAUGCAUCAAGCAACAGGAGUAGCUCCCAUAUUUCAAAAACCUCUUCUAUUCCAGUUUGGUUAUCCCAUACUUCAACGCCAAAGGAGAUGUUGGUAUAUGCAAUGCUUGAUACCCAAUCUGACACAACAUUUAUCCUUCGAAGGACGAAGGAAAAAAUGGGAGUUACAGGUACAGAGGUCAACCUACUCCUCUCAACAAUGUCCAAGGCUGAGGAAAGAGUUGCAAGCGAGAAGAUUAAAGGUCUCAAGGUGAGGGCCUUGAAUGGUAAUAAGGAGAUUAUGUUACCACCAUCUUAUACCCGUGAUAUCAUGCCGGCGAAUAGAACUCACAUUCCAACGCCUGAAGUCGUCGAGAAUCUUACCUAUCUGGAAUCCAUUAAAGAUCACCUAUCGCCAUUAAUGGAUUGUGAGAUAGCCUUACUUAUAGGCUAUGAUUGUCCUACUGCACUUACUCCUCGAGCUGUCAUUCCCCCACCGGUACAUGGAGGACCUUUCGCAAUGCAGACUGACCUGGGAUGGAGUGUCAUAGGCAUGGUGGAUCAUGGCUGUAAUGAUAAUGACCCAAUAGGUAUAAGCCAUCGUACCAUGGUGAAGGUCCUUCCUGAGGAAGUGCGGCUAGACAGUCAUCCUACCGAAGUCAUGUUCUCAUGCCAAUCCACAGUUAGAGAGGAGAUAGCACCUCAUCAAGUCGUCAAGCUCUUAGAAGCAGAUUUCGCCCCCGAAAGAGCACAACGUCCUUACUCUCAGAAUGAUACCAAGUUUCUGAAACUAAUGGAGGAGCAGAUUCGAGUCACAGACAAUGGACACUACGAAACACCCCUUCCCUUCAAAGAAACACAUCCUAAGCUGCCAAACAACAGGAAUAUGGCUUUGAAGAGUGCACAAUGCAACGGUGAGGCACUGAACCACCAUCUGUUAACCGGUCCAGAUCUGACAAAUAAUCUAGUUGGAGUAUUAUGUAGAUUCCGCACCGAUUAUGUGGCCUUUAGUUGUGACAUACAGGAGAUGUUCUAUCAGUUUCAAGUCAGAAGUGAUCACCGUGACUAUCUUCGAUUCUUAUGGUGGAAGGACGGAGACUAUCGACAACCUGUAUGUGAUCUGCGUAUGAGAGUACACCUUUUCGGGGCUUCAUCAUCACCAGGCUGUUCAAACUUCUGCCUCAUGCAGAUAGCAACAGAUCAUGAACAGCAAUUUGGAAAAGACGUAAAGGACUUUGUGCAUCAUGACUUUUACGUUGAUGAUGGUUUGAAGUCGGUCCCUACAGCUGAGAAGGCUACUGACCUGAUCGUGAGAACAAGAGAGUUAUGUAAGAAAGGUGGGAUACACUUACAUAAAUUUAUCUCCAACUCUCGAAAGGUGAUUGAAGAUGUGCCUGAAGCAGAAAGAGCCAAUGAUCUAACAACCAAAGAAUUAUUCCACAAUGACUUACCAAUCCAGAAGGCACUAGGAGUACAGUGGUGUGUGGAAUCAAACACAUUUCAGUUUCGGCUAACAUUUGACCCGAAGCCUUCAACUAGACGUGGAAUCUUAGCAACUGUGAUGUCGGUGUAUGACCCUCUAGGUCUACUAGCUCCAGUUAUUCUUCCUGGCAAAUUAAUUCUUCAAGAAUUAUGCAAAGAUAGUGCCGACUGGGAUGAUCCCCUGAACGCUGACCUCCAAGCAAGAUGGGAAAAAUGGAAGAACGACAUUGUAAAGGUGGAGAGUCUCUCAAUCAAACGAUGUUUCAAGCCCAACAACUUCGGUGCAAUCCAGAGGGUAGAACUCCACCAUUUCUCAGAUGCCAGCAGCGUAGGCUAUGGUCAGUGCACCUACUUGAGAUUGACAAAUCAGAAGGGUGAUGUACACUGUGCUCUAGUUAUUGGAAAGUCCAGAGUUGCUCCUGUAAAGACACCUACGAUUCCAAGACUCGAGCUAACUGCGGCUUUGCUCUCAGUCAAAGUAAGACUGUUUCUUAAAACGGAACUGGGUCUCACAAUCGACAAAGAAGUCUUUUGGACGGACAGUAGAGUCGUACUUGGUUACGUUAAGAAUGAGACAAGACGUUUCCAUGUAUUCGUUGCUAAUAGGGUGAAACAAAUCAGAGAUGCUUCAUCACCAUCUCAGUGGAAGUAUGUAGAAACCAAAGAUAACCCAGCUGACAAGGCAUCUAGAGGGAUCAGAGUUGACCAACGAGAGAUGACGAAAUGGCUGAUUGGCCCAGAGUUCUUGUGGAUGGAUGACGUCGAAGAUGAGAAGAAUCAGGAUGAAAGCACAAUUCUUCCAAACGAUCCUGAGGUGAAACGCUCCCAUGCUACAGCCAAAUGUGCAGAGAAAUUUGAUUUUGAGAGACUCAGACGAUUCUCUUCCUUGCAUCAAGUCAAGAGGGCAGUAGCCAAUUGUCUUCGUCUCAAGCUUUACCUCCAGAGAUGCUGUCAGGAAAAGCAAAAGGGUUCAAAUAAAGCCAAGAUCGCCAUUCAACCUCUGUCCACUGAACUGCUUGUCAAUGCUGAGAAAGAAAUCAUACGACACAUUCAGAAAGAUGCUUUCGAAGAGGAGCUACGGAUAUUGGGCGGCAUAGAAGGAGAUACUCGGAAGGGCAGACGUCUCGUCAAGUCUAAGAGCCGUCUACAUCAAUUGGAUCCCUUCAUAGACACUGAAGGAAUUCUCAGAGUUGGAGGUAGACUGACAAGGGUUGAGGGACCAUUCGAGCUUAAGCACCCUGCCAUUCUCCCACAGUCUCAUAUUAUAGAGCUCCUAGUUGCCCAUUGCCAUGCAGAAAUAGCUCACCAGGGAAGAGGAAUGACAAUCAACCACAUCCGAGCUAAGGGAUACUGGAUCCUUGGUUGCAGUCACUUUGUGCCCAAGUUUAUCUCCAGAUGUGUGACCUGCCACAAACUUCGUCAACCAGUCCAAAGUCAGAAGAUGGCUGAUCUUCCCAAAGAUCGGCUUACACCUAGUCCUCCGUUUACUUACUGUGGAGUGGAUUGUUUUGGCCCGUGGACUAUCAAAGAAGGCAGAAAAGAGUUGAAAAGAACCACUUACUCCGAACCACCUACUGACCCAAAAGACGAAGGUUAUUCUGCCACCACCUGGGAGGUUUCUUCGUGA
This is a messenger RNA of Lytechinus variegatus (green sea urchin), 4958 nucleotides long. RefSeq lists its product as uncharacterized. The coding region runs from base 573 to 4958 and encodes 1461 amino acids. The record is from RefSeq and is a predicted model, not a curated record. Gene Ontology annotation, molecular function: zinc ion binding; nucleic acid binding. NCBI's taxonomy places the organism in Eukaryota, Metazoa, Echinodermata, Echinoidea, Temnopleuroida, Toxopneustidae. The transcript is spliced from 4 exons.